Soboliphyme baturini is the source of this 303-nucleotide messenger RNA. Lineage: Eukaryota; Metazoa; Nematoda; Enoplea; Dioctophymatida; Soboliphymatidae. The record is from the annotation of a GenBank genome assembly.
AUGUCCUCGGCCGUCGGAAUGCCUUGGCGCCUCUACGGCUCACUCGGAGCUCCCCUUCGACAGAACGGGUGCCACCCGCCUGACGAAAGAAUUGCUCUACGAGAAGGCGUGACGAAACAUAUGAUACCCACUGUUCGACUGCGCUCGAGGUUGCAAGUUUGGUCCCUUGUUGGCUCGUACAGUUCAGAAGCCGAAGUUUUGGUUUGUUCAAGCAGUUACAGAACGGUAAAGGAGGUGCGCUUGGCGCUGAAACUCGGCCUGUCGGCAGCGAUCGCCAUGCAACAUGAUUGGAACCGACUGUAA